Molecule: messenger RNA, 434 nt
Organism: Calypte anna (Anna's hummingbird)
Lineage: Eukaryota; Metazoa; Chordata; Aves; Apodiformes; Trochilidae
Gene: ATP5MJ
Product: ATP synthase membrane subunit 6.8PL
Exons: 4
Coding region: 99-269 (56 amino acids)
Cellular component (GO): mitochondrion
Source: RefSeq, a predicted model, not a curated record
GCUGGUUCUUGCGCCAUUCCCAGCAUCCCCCGCGGCGGUAGCGGAGCCCUUCCCCGUUCGGUGACCUUCGCUGCCGGCCGCGAUCUCCCGGUGUCACGAUGGUGCAGACAAUGCUUCCAAAGUCAUUGAAAGCCAUGAAGUUUUACUUCACUACCGUGUAUCAAGAAAUAUGGGUUGGUGUAGCAUUAACAGCUUAUGCCUAUUACAAAAUUUCAUAUGGUGGUAAAAAAGCAGUGGCAGAUAAGUCCUCUGGUGGUGGCCAUCAUUAAAGGCAUCUUCUCUUCUUGGGAGUAUGAGUUCGUGGUUUGCCAUCUUUGUAAAUGAAGAAAAUGACAACCAUAGGGAACUCUAAAACUUUACCUGAUCCAUCUGCUGUAAUUAGAGAAAGAAUAAAUCUGUUGAGCAACGAGGAAUUAAAUAUGUUGGACAAAGAA